Messenger RNA from Lutra lutra (Eurasian river otter), 2172 nucleotides. Its product is annotated as alcohol dehydrogenase E chain. Gene Ontology annotation, cellular component: cytosol. The transcript is spliced from 12 exons. The record is from RefSeq and is a predicted model, not a curated record. The coding region runs from base 745 to 1872 and encodes 375 amino acids. Gene Ontology annotation, biological process: retinoic acid metabolic process; retinol metabolic process. NCBI's taxonomy places the organism in Eukaryota, Metazoa, Chordata, Mammalia, Carnivora, Mustelidae. Gene Ontology annotation, molecular function: zinc ion binding; all-trans-retinol dehydrogenase (NAD+) activity.
CUCCAGCCUUUCUUUUAGAGUCUACUUUACCAAGGUCUGAAUUUAGACUCAGGAGAAAAACUUAUUCCUAAAGUUGUUUUUUUAGCAUUCUUCCCUUCUCUUCUCUGCAACUUAGAUUCCAGACAAAGCAUUUCACGAAGAUACUUACUUUUAACAUUAAAGUAAACAAUAUUAGCUCUGUUUUGAGACUACAGUGAUCUACUUUAAGACAACUAGAGCCUGCCAAGAUUACCACAAUUCCUCCACAAUUCCUGGAUUUCCAGCAAGCCUUUUGGAGCUGACUAAAUCUAGGUCCCAUCCAGGGUGUCCACUAGCCUCUGUUCAGGCUCACACGGAAGGAGAAGCAGGGUAAUCCCAUAAUUAACCACAUGAACUCCACACUUCUGAAAGCAAGGGGUGCUCCAGAAAACUGCUGGAAGGCACAUGGACAGUGUGCAAAACAUUGCAGAUGAGGCCUAUAUUCAAUCUGUAAUGGAAAAGAGCAACUGGGCCUUGUUAGUCAUCUCUCCACUUCUCUGUUGAUGAUUCUGGAUCUUUUCCUUUCUUCUCAACCUCCUUAAACAUACUCAUUCCAGUGCUUUCUGUCAGCAAACUGCGACCAUUACAAAGACAUCAACUCUGCGUAAAUACUUUGUUUACUUGAGAAUGCACUUCCAGGAGGACUCUUGGUGAGAAGAACUGUCUUAGUUUCAAAAAACAGUAUAAGGAUUCACCAGUCUCCUGCCUUGAAGAGAAAACGGAACCAUGAGCACAGUAGGAAAAGUAAUCAAAUGCAAAGCAGCUGUGCUAUGGGAGAUAAAGAAACCCUUUUCCAUAGAGGAGGUCGAGGUCGCACCACCUAAGGCCCAUGAAGUUCGUAUUAAGAUGGUGGCCUCAGGAAUCUGUCGUUCUGAUGAUCACGUGGCUAGUGGAGCGCUUGUCACACCUCUCCCUAUAAUCUUGGGCCAUGAGGCAGCUGGCAUUGUGGAAAGCAUUGGAGAAGGAGUGACUACAGUAAAACCAGGUGACAAAGUCAUUCCACUCUUCAUGCCCCAGUGUGGAAAAUGCAAUGUUUGUAAACACCCGCAAGGCAACUUCUGCUUGAAAAAUGAUCUGAGCAAGCCUCGGGGGUUCAUGAAGGAUGGAACUACCAGGUUCAUCUGCAGAGGAAAGCCCAUCCACCAUUUCAUCAGCACCAGCACCUUCUCCCAGUACACAGUGGUGGAUGAGACUGCAGUGGCCAAGGUCGAUGCAGCCUCACCAUUGGAGAAAGUCUGUCUCAUUGGCUGUGGAUUUUCUACUGGAUAUGGGUCUGCAGUCAACGUUGCCAAGGUCACCCAGGGCUCCACCUGUGCGGUGUUUGGCCUUGGAGGAGUCGGCCUGUCUGUGAUCAUAGGCUGCAAAGCAGCAGGAGCAGCCAGGAUCAUUGGGGUGGACAUCAACAAAGACAAAUUUGCAAAGGCCAAAGAGGUGGGUGCCACUGAGUGCAUCAGCCCUCAGGACUACAGGGAACCCAUCCAGGACGUGCUGAAGGAAAUGAGUGGUGGCGGUGUGGAUUUUUCAUUUGAAGUCAUCGGGCGGCUUGACACCAUGGUGGCUGCCUUGUCCUGCUGUCAGGAGUCCUAUGGUGUAAGCGUCAUUGUAGGAGUACCUCCUAAUUCACAAAAUCUCUCUAUGAACCCCAUGUUGUUAUUGACCGGACGUACCUGGAAAGGAGCAAUUUUUGGUGGCUUUAAGAGUAAAGAUUCUGUCCCCAAACUUGUGGCUGAUUUUAUGGCUAAGAAGUUUCCACUGGAUCCAUUAAUAACCCAUGUUUUACCUUUUGAAAAAAUAAAUGAAGGAUUUGGCCUGCUUCGCUCUGGAAAGAGCAUCCGCACCAUCCUAACAUUCUGAGACCAUAUGGAUGGCUUCAUUGCAGCAGGCUUUUGGCUCGUGAACCUUCUGGAAUGAGCAGCCAAACAACAUCACCAAUUCUGUUCUUCAGAGAUGCAGUCAACAAAUCAUGCAUGAGAGCUAUCCAAAAGUAACAAAAAUUCAUGUGAAAUCCUUUUUCAAGCCAAUGUUUAAAAUUCAAGUGAGAGCUAGAUGAAUCAUUAGCUGCAUAGUUGAAUCCAGUAAACUUUCCUUCUUAAUCAUUCUACUCAUGUUGAAUUAUGGCAUCUUUCCAUUGAGUAAAGAUAGGUAUUUCUUUGA